Messenger RNA from Cokeromyces recurvatus, 1194 nucleotides. Its product is annotated as UbiA prenyltransferase family-domain-containing protein. NCBI's taxonomy places the organism in Eukaryota, Fungi, Mucoromycota, Mucoromycetes, Mucorales, Mucoraceae. Bases 1 to 1194 code for a protein of 397 amino acids. Gene Ontology annotation, cellular component: mitochondrial inner membrane. Gene Ontology annotation, molecular function: 4-hydroxybenzoate polyprenyltransferase activity. The transcript has 2 exons. The record is from RefSeq and is a predicted model, not a curated record. Gene Ontology annotation, biological process: ubiquinone biosynthetic process.
AUGUCGCCAACACAAAUAACUUUUAUAUCUAUUUUAAAAAGAGGAAUAACUCCAAAGUCGUCUUUGAAACAAAUUAUUCAAUCUCGUUCAUUGACAACUACAAUCUUCAAUCGAGCCAUCUCUUUUAAAAACCCUCAAAUACUACACCAGAAACAACGUUUUAUUUAUCCAACAACAAAAUUUAUCUUUCAAAGAGUAGAUAGUUUCCAACAAAAGCAUUUAACUUCUACACUGACUUCUCCUCCACAAAAAGAGAAUCAAGAAAAGAAGCAGGAUCGAAUUUUAUAUAAUAAUUGGCUUGACUAUUUACCUGCUAAAUUGGCACCUUAUGCCUUCUUAACUCGUAUUGAUAAACCCAUUGGUACUUGGUUAUUAUUUUGGCCAUGUGCGUGGGGUAUUUCUAUGGCAGCUUAUAAAACAGGGGCAUCAUUUAUGGAUACAGCUAACAUGAUUGCCUUAUUUGGGGCGGGAGCCUUUAUUAUGAGAGGUGCUGGCUGUACAAUAAAUGACCUUUGGGAUAGAGAUAUCGAUAAUAAAGUGGAUCGUACUAAAAUUCGUCCAAUUACUUCAGGUGCAAUUUCACCUUCAAAAGCUAUUGGCUUCUUAGGACUUCAACUCACAGCAGGUCUCGCUAUUCUCACUCAACUUAAUACAUAUAGUAUCUUAUUGGGGGCUAGCUCUCUUUCUUUAGUUGUCAUUUAUCCUUUAAUGAAACGUAUCACAUAUUGGCCACAAUCUGUAUUGGGUCUUGCAUUUAAUUGGGGUAGUCUUUUGGGUUGGUCGGCUAUGACAGGUAGUCUAGAUUUAUCUGUUGCGGGACCACUCUAUGCAGGUGGUGUAUGUUGGACUUUAGUCUAUGAUACCAUCUAUGCACAUCAAGAUAAGAAGGAUGAUGUGAAAGCAGGUGUACGUUCAACUGCAUUAAGAUUUGGAGAUAAAACACCACAAUGGUUGACAGGAUUUUCGUCCGCCUUUGUUGGUUUAACUGCUCUUGCAGGCUAUAUGAAUGGUCAAGGGCUACCAUUUUAUGCUAUCAGUGUCUUGGGUACUGCAUGUCAUUUAGGCUGGAUGUUAAAGACAAUUGAUUAUCACAAUCCAGCCAGUUGUUGGUCAAAAUUUGUGAGUAACACUUGGACAGGGGCUAUUGUAUGGUCCGGUAUUGCAAUAGAUACUGCUUGUGCAUCUCUUUUAUAG